This is a messenger RNA of Uloborus diversus, 2061 nucleotides long. RefSeq names its product ATP-binding cassette sub-family D member 3-like. The transcript has 26 exons. Gene Ontology annotation, cellular component: peroxisomal membrane. Lineage: Eukaryota; Metazoa; Arthropoda; Arachnida; Araneae; Uloboridae. The coding region runs from base 42 to 2024 and encodes 660 amino acids. Gene Ontology annotation, biological process: long-chain fatty acid import into peroxisome; fatty acid beta-oxidation; peroxisome organization. Gene Ontology annotation, molecular function: ABC-type transporter activity; ATP binding; long-chain fatty acid transmembrane transporter activity. The record is from RefSeq and is a predicted model, not a curated record.
UAUAAACUUCAUAAAAAAUCUGUAACACCACAAUUAAAAUUAUGGCUCCAGUAUUUAGUAAAGUUGCCGCCCGUAAUUCUGCUGUGAUCGCUGCUUCAGUUGGCUUAGUAUACUGGAUUUCUACUGUACGAUUAAGAAGAGGAAGGAAAAGAGCAGAACUAGUGGAUGAGGUUGCUUGUGCAUAUGCUCAGAAAGAAGACAAAAAAGUUAGAGUGCAGGUUGACAUGAACUUUUUCAGGCAGUUGAAAGCAAUAUUGAAGAUAAUUUUGCCUAGUGUGUUUACAAAAGAGUUUGCUUAUGUUGUUAUGAUUGCUGGCACACUAGUUGGCAGGACAUUGUGUGACAUUUGGAUGAUACAUAAUGGUACUGUCAUAGAAAGGGCAAUCAUCACUCAAGAUAUAGCUCUUUUUAGGAAAAGUUUGGAAGCUUUUAUAUUUGCUAUGCCAAUGCUUUCUCUGGUGAAUAAUGCAAUGAAAUUUGGUUUGAAUGAGUUAAGGUUGCAUUUUCGCUCUCGAUUGACUAAGCAUCUUUAUGAUCGUUAUCUUAGUGGAAUAAUAUAUUAUAAGAUGAGCAACAUUGAUAAUCGAAUAUCUAAUCCUGAUCAGCUACUUACUCAAGAUGUUGACAAAUUUUGUGCUUCCGUUACAGACUUGUAUUCAAAUAUCAGUAAACCCACAUUAGACAUCAUUAUAUUUGUGCAAAGGCUAUCCUCUUCUAUUGGUGCUGAGGGACCAUCAUUAAUGAUGACUUAUUUAUUAUUUGCUGGACUUCUUCUCACCAGAUUGAGACGUCCGAUAGGAAAGAUGACAAUGACUGAGCAGAAGUUAGAAGGGGAAUUACGAUAUGUUAACUCAAGAUUAAUUACCAAUAGUGAAGAAAUUGCUUUUUACAAGGGUCAUGGCAGAGAGAAAGUCACCAUGCUGCAUGCUUUUCAAAGAUUGGUAAACCAUAUCAGAAUGUCUCAGCAUUUCAAUUUUGCGAUGGGUUAUAUUGACAAUAUUAUUGCCAGAUAUUGGGCCACUGUUGUUGGUUACCUUCUAAUCAGUCGUCCAUUUAUUGGGACUCAAAAGAAUUCAUUGUCACAUAGCGAAAGAUUAGAGUCUUAUUACAAAAGUGGUCGCAUGUUGGUCAAGUUGGCUGAAGCAAUAGGCAGAUUAGUUUUAGCUGGAAGAGAAUUGACAAAAUUGGCUGGCUUCACAGCACGAAUUACUCAACUCAUAAAAGUUCUUAAGGAUCUAAGUGAAGGAUCAUACGUGCGCACUAUGGUUGGGGAAGGAUCUAAAAGCUCUUUAUCAGGUGAUGAUAGUUCUAAGAAAAUGCUUCUUAUUCCUGGAUCUGGCACAAUCAUAAAUGUAGAUAAUUUAAUAAAAUUUGAUCGAGUACCUUUAGUUACUCCUAAUGGAGAUAUUUUAAUCGAAGAACUGUCAUUUGAAGUCAAGUCUGGUAUGAAUGUUCUUGUGUAUGGUCCCAACGGUUGUGGGAAAAGCUCCUUAUUCCGAGCUCUUGGUGAACUGUGGCCGUUAUUUGGUGGGACACUGAAGAAACCUGAAAAGAAGAAGCUUUUUUAUAUUCCUCAGAGACCCUAUAUGACUCUCGGAACAUUUAGGGAUCAAAUUAUCUACCCAGAUAGUCUUGAAGAUAUGAAAAGAAAAGGGAAGACAGAUUAUGAUUUGGAGUUCUUUUUAGAAAUGGUACAGUUAACGUAUUUAUUGGAGAGGGAAGGAGAUUGGAAUUCAAUUAGGGACUGGAUGGACUUGCUUAGUGGAGGAGAAAAGCAAAGAGUUGCUAUGGCAAGGCUUUUUUACCAUCGCCCACAAUUCGCUAUCUUAGAUGAAUGCACAAGUGCUGUUAGUGUUGACGUUGAAGGAUCUAUGUAUCAGUACUGUAGAGAGAUGGGAAUAACAUUAUUUACAGUUUCACACAGAAAAUCCUUGUGGAAACACCAUGAGUACACUUUAUACAUGGAUGGGCGUGGUAACUAUGAGUUCAAGCCAAUUGAGGAAUCUGAAGUUUAUGGUUCAUGAGCGUCAGUGACAACAAUUUAAAAAGCCUUCUGCUCUU